Messenger RNA from Colletes gigas, 1132 nucleotides. RefSeq lists its product as uncharacterized. The coding region runs from base 169 to 828 and encodes 219 amino acids. The transcript has 4 exons. NCBI's taxonomy places the organism in Eukaryota, Metazoa, Arthropoda, Insecta, Hymenoptera, Colletidae. The record is from RefSeq and is a predicted model, not a curated record.
CAUGGCCGUCUAACACCGACACCCCGUGCGAGUCUCCACGAAGCUGUUCGGCCGGAUUUCAAGGAAGCACUCAAGUUCCAACGACCAGGCUCGCUGACGGCCGACGUUCACGAGGAAGACAAAGAGAAUCUGAUCGACCUGGCGCCGUUCAAGUUUCCGUUCUCGAAGAUGUCGAAGACGCGCAGCAGCGAGGAGAAGGAUAGAGAGAAAGACAAAGAGGCCGGGGACAACGAAACGGAAAAGGAGACGACCGCGACCGCGGAGAACGAGGAAGGCAACGGAAAGGAGGCCACGAAGGACGGCAACAGAGAAAGAAACAUGAACGACGACAACGAUACGGAGGACAACGCGAGGGGGGAGGAUGCUCAACUACCGGUGAACCAAUUGCAAUUGGCCACCGAGCCGGAAUCCAAUUUAAAGCCGUCGGUGUUUGCUUCCAACAGCUUCAUGCCGAGGAACGAGCCCGCCAUUCCGAGCUCUGCUCCACCAUCGUAUCAACACGUUAUCGAGCAGACGCGUUUGGAGUACGCGGCCGAGGCGCAGAAACACGAGGAAGAAAAGAUCAGCGCGCGCGAAGCGUCCGCCCAAGAAAACAGGAAGAAAGCGCCGAAGAUACUUCACAAAUCGAGCAAGCAAUUUUACAGGGCGAUGGCUAAGCAGUGGGGCAUCACUUGCAAAAUGAGCGACCAUUGCAGAUGUUUAGAUUGCCAGAGUCGCUAUUUCGACUGCGAGUACGACACGAACCAGCAGACUGACGGCGGUCUCGGCGCCGGGGCGCCGAUGUUCAUAUCCGACGUGAUGCAAGGCUCCGCCUGCGUUCUACUCUAAAACGCCGGAAACGAGACCCUUGCGACAACGGGAUGGUCUUUGCGGCGCGUAGAUGCUUCCGCGAGGACGAGAUGUUCACAUGAUCGCGCACAAAUCCAGCCGACUGUUUCCCGAUGGACCAGAAUGAACACGAGGACCUCUUAACCGCGGUCCUGACGCUUUGUAAACGGUCAGCUGGACGUUCCAUUGCUGGACCGAGCAGAGUUGAUUCUGAUUGUUCAGCGACCAUAAUAAAGCUUUACCUUCGUGAAUUUUUCUUUUGGGGACUGCCCACCGGUUUAAAGAUGUUGCAAAGUUGCUGAGA